Molecule: messenger RNA, 1788 nt
Organism: Klebsormidium nitens
Lineage: Eukaryota; Viridiplantae; Streptophyta; Klebsormidiophyceae; Klebsormidiales; Klebsormidiaceae
Source: the annotation of a GenBank genome assembly
CAUAAAUCAUGAGUCGUGCAUGCACCGAUCAAACAGCUCUCAAGCACAGCCUUUCAAGGAGCUCUCAAUGAGUCUCAUGCAGGCGCUCUAGCCGUGCUUCUUUUUGCAGGCUCUGCCCUUCACCCAGCCCUCCUCUUGCUCUUUAUUUAUUCUGCAACUUUUCUCCGCUUUUGAGCUGCCUCCCCGCCACGCACACAAUGCAGAGGGGAACAGCAGCCCUUCUCCGGUGUGCCCGGUUCUUAGGCGAGCUGCAGCCACGGCGAAUCAGCUCUUUGGAGACAGCGAGGUGUUUCUCGGGUGCAGCAAUGCAAGCACAGCCUUCUGCACCUGAGGGGUAUGAUGGAACGGCCGAGUUGAAGCGCAUGAACCUGUUCACUGCAGUCAAUGACGCCCUUCACAUAGCCCUGGACACGGACCCCAAUUCGUACAUCUUUGGAGAAGACGUCAGCUUUGGAGGGGUUUUCCGGUGUACCACAGGCCUAGCUGAGCGCUUUGGCAGGCACCGAGUUUUCAACACACCCCUAUGUGAACAGGGGAUUAUUGGGUUUGGGAUCGGGCUGGCUGCAAUGGGAAGCAGGGCAAUCGCUGAGAUACAGUUUGCGGACUACAUAUUCCCCGCUUUUGACCAGAUUGUUAACGAGGCUGCAAAAUGCCGGUACCGAAGCGGGAACCAGUUCGACUGCGGUGGUUUGACGAUACGCACGCCGUACGGUGCUGUCGGGCAUGGGGGCCACUACCACUCGCAGUCUCCCGAGGCGUUCUUCACGCACGUGCCAGGCCUCAAAGUGGUCGUCCCCCGAAGUCCCUCAAAAGCGAAAGGUCUCCUUCUGGCGUCGAUUCGGGACCGGAACCCCACCGUGUUUUUUGAGCCCAAGGGUCUUUAUCGAAUGGCCGUCGAAGAGGUGCCCAUUGGGGACUACGAAACGGAACUGGGGCGAGCAGAGGUUCUUCGAGAGGGGAGUGACGUCACGGUAGUGGGCUGGGGGGCGCAGAUGCUGGUGCUCGAGCGAGCAUGCGACGCUGUUGAGAAGGAGGGCGUUUCGUGCGAGUUGAUCGAUCUGCAGACCCUCCUCCCCUGGGAUGUUGACACCGUGGCCGCUUCCGUCAGCAAGACGGGGCGACUCGUCAUCAGCCACGAGGCUCCCAUCACGAGCGGCUUCGGAGCCGAGAUUGCUGCAAAGAUCGCGGAGCGGUCCUUUCUCAAGCUGGAGGCCCCCGUUGCCCGAGUCUGCGGGUUGGACACUCCCUUCCCCCUUGUGUUUGAGCCCUUCUACCUCCCGACGGAAAGCAAGGUAGCUGAUGCAAUCAUGCAUACGGUCAGCUUCUGAUCACUGGGCGGUCUUUGCAGGGAGGUUUCUGCAUGCGUUUCAGGUUUGAGCGAUAGAGUAAGAUAGCGAGAAAGAGUGCGGAGUUGCGAUCGGGUUGUAAAUUGUACAUACGGGGAGUGUUUAGACUGCUUGCCAGCUCAAACUUGCCGAGACAUGCGAAAGAGUACAAACAAUCAGAUACAUUCUAAUUUCCAUGUAGAUGUCGGGUAUAUUUGUGAGAUAUAGCUGCAUGCAAACGCGCUAGUUGACUAACCCCGUAGGAUAAGAUAGUCAGAUCAGAAUAGUAGACACUUACUAGAGGAAACGCCCUGCUCUACGGAUGUUAGCGCUCAAAAUUCACCAAAGCAUUUCAAUUGUUGACUUAAAUUGAAGCAUGCACUGCUUUGGCUGAUGUGCAUGAUGCACGACAAUUGAAUUCAGUUAUAAGCCAGUUCAAGCUUUGCCAGCAACUUAAGUAGAG